Molecule: messenger RNA, 3012 nt
Organism: Amblyraja radiata (thorny skate)
Lineage: Eukaryota; Metazoa; Chordata; Chondrichthyes; Rajiformes; Rajidae
Product: bactericidal permeability-increasing protein-like
Exons: 16
Coding region: 325-1740 (471 amino acids)
Molecular function (GO): lipid binding
Source: RefSeq, a predicted model, not a curated record
AUUUCUCAGCAUCUGCAUACAAUAAUGUCUGUCUUGCGCAUCUUGUGCAUGGUGGUAGAAAGAUUGGUGGAAAGAUUGGUGGGCGCGACGUGAACACUCUUUCCUAGACCUCUCAUUUGGUGAUGAUUGAGUUAAAAGCAAUGUGGUCAUCGAGCGGUGUCUGCUCUCAGGUUCAUUUGACAUUACUUCCUGUUUCUGUUGAAAUGAAAUAAAAAUACUUUGAAGAAGUAUUUUUUGCCUUCAAAACUAACCGACUAUAAUUGAAUCAAGCGAUACUGUGCCUUUAGAGAAGCAAUGUGCUGAUCCAAACUUAACACAAGAAAAAUGUAUCUGUCCGUCUGUGUCGUGUUUAUUCUGAUUGGAACUACACUUGGAAAGAAGAAUUACCUCAAUCCUGGAAUACAAACCAAAAUCACACAGAAAGGUUUAGAAUAUGGCAAACAAGUUGCCCUCAGUUUUGCUGAGCAGAAGAUUCAGGAGUUUCCCUUGCCAGAAAUAAGUGGGACAAUAUCCAAGUUUGGCUUAAAAUACCACAUCACUGGAAUGAGGGUUAGAAGUUUUGGCGUGCCUGUCUCUGAUGUCGGAUUGAUCCCCAACACUGGUUUCAAGUCUUCAGUGGAAAAAGCCUAUAUUGGCAUUAGUGGAAACUGGCAUACGAUAUUUGGACUAAUACACGAUGGAGGAACCUUUGAUCUGAAUAUUAAUGAUCUUUCAGCCGCAUUUAUUGUUGGUGUUUCACUGGACAGUUCUCGACCGAUGAUAACCUACAAUGACUGUGAUGCAACACUAGGAGAUCUUGACCUCAAAAUGUAUGGAGGGGGCAGUUGGUUUUACAAGAUGUUCCUUGAUAAAGUGAAAGAUCUGAUUCGACAAAUUAUUCCCAAGCAGUUAUGUUCUGAAUUUAGAGAUAGAGUUGGAAAGCUUGAAGAUGUCAUCCAGACUCUGAGAGUUUCAUGGCAAUUGGACAAGUAUGUAGAAUUUGAUUAUUCUUUGGUUGGAGAACCGGAGAUCACAACUGAUUUCAUUGAUUUCCCCAUAAAGGGAGAAUUAUAUGAUGUUCAACAUCACAUGGAGGCUCCGUUUACUGCGCAAUUGUUUAAUCUCUCAAACACCACAAAUCAAAUGUUAGUCGUUGGACUGUCUGAAUACUCUGUUAACACUGGAGGCUUUGCAUACUUUGUUGCUGGAGCAUUGCAAUUCAAUAUCACAAAUGACAUGAUUCCAAAAGAUAUACCAUUUCAGUUGAACACAUCCAGUUUGAAUUUUCUGUUACCUGAGGUUGCAAAGGAGUACCCCAACUUACUGAUGAAAGUUGUGAUGAGUGCUACAAAACAACCAAUUGUGAAGCUUGUCCCAGGAAAAUUCUCUUCUGAUGUAUUUACUGCAGCCGAAGUAUUUGUAAUCUUGCCGAACAAUUCCUUAGCAGAGCUAUUCCUUUUGGGUAUUACAGCCAGUGUGAGUGGGCAGGUGUACACUUCAUAUGGAAAACUGCAUGGAUCAGUAUCUCUCAGCAGUGUGGACUUGGUAUUGGAAGAGUCUAAAGUGGGAACCAUUCCAGUAAAGCCAAUGGAAACAGCUUUGAAAUUGGGGCUACAGAAGAUUGUGAUUCCGAAAAUAAAUGCAAAACUGAAGAAGGGACUCCCAAUACCAAAAAUAGACAAGAUAGCAUUGAUCAAUCCAAUCAUUGAAAUUGACCAGGGUUCAAUACUCUUCGCAACUGAUAUACAAUAUGGAAAUUGAAAGCUAAUUUACCGCCAUAUUACAUACCAAACUGCUAAAAUUGACUAAAUUAAUCCAGUUACCCAGAUAACACUUACUUAUUUCUUAAUCCUUCCUUUAAAUGGCAAUAUAAACCAACACAAUUUAAGACUGUAAAACUAAGCCUAAAGAUGUGUUGUCCGACAAAUGCUUAGAAGUUAAUCGUACCAACUUUCUACGUCAGUACAUGUGAAAAUGAACGGAUGCGGCAAGUAGCUGGUGUAUGAGAUUCAAUCUCAGAGUUAAAGACUGAAGAAUAAUGGUGUAGUGACAAAUGGGUUUGUUGCUCCUGAGUUAGGGAAAUAUUUCUCUGUUCAUAUAUGCAUAUGCUUUUGCUUCAUGUCAGUGUAAAAUCUAGCCUGCUUCUGAAUAUUAUUAUAACCAUCUACCUUGACAUUCAAUGGCAUUAUCAUCAUCAUGUUUGCCACUGUCAACAUCACUCAAUUGGAUCAUUCACAUUAGUAUCUUGCCUGCAAGUGCAGGUCAUCCUCUAGCGAACACCUCCUGGCAUCCCAAAGCCUGUUUGUCAGGAGUGAGCACCACGAGGGAAUACUCUUCACUUGCCUAGACGUCCAGGACAACAGAGCCUUCUUGAAUGGGAAUUCCAUCCGCCAUCUGUACAUGAUGGCUGCAGUACCCACCUUUUAACAAAAUAACAACAAAUAUAUUGCAGUUACUCACCUCAACUACUUUAUUAGCAUUUCCCAAAUCCAUGAUGUACAAAGUACAAAGGCAGCAGACACUUGCAAGAUCUCCUCCAAAUCACACACUAUCCUGAUUUAGAAAUAUGUUGCCAGUCCUUCAUCAUCACUGGGUCUAGAUUUUGGAUCUCCUUGUAGCACAUUUGGCAAAUCUACACCAAAAGGACAAACACAGUUUAAGGCAGCAGCGCAGAAUUACCUUCUGAAGGGAAUUUAGGAAUGGUGAAGAAAUGCCAGUGACUCUCGGAUCUGAAAAUAAAUGAAUAAAUAAAGUGGCAAAGUGAUGCAGCAAGCAGAAUUGCAGCAUCAAAUGACUUGCACGAGUCCUGAUCUCUGGUGCCGUCUGUUUGGAGAACAUAUGUUCUCCCUGUUUCCAUGUGGAUUUCCUCCAGAUGUUAGUUUCCUCCCAAUUCCCAGAGACAGGAAUGGGACAGCAUGGUGGCACAGUGGCAGAUUUGCUGCCUUACAAUGGCAGAGACCCAGGUUCAUUCCUGACUACGGGUGCUGUCUGUGCGGAGUUUGUACAUUCUCCCUGUGACCUGUAUGUGUUUUC